Toxotes jaculatrix (banded archerfish) is the source of this 2217-nucleotide messenger RNA. It is a transcript of the gene nherf4b, whose product is annotated as PDZ domain containing 3b. Gene Ontology annotation, molecular function: protein binding; protein-membrane adaptor activity. Gene Ontology annotation, biological process: protein localization to plasma membrane. Gene Ontology annotation, cellular component: apical plasma membrane. Lineage: Eukaryota; Metazoa; Chordata; Actinopteri; Toxotidae. The transcript is spliced from 10 exons. The record is from RefSeq and is a predicted model, not a curated record. Bases 642 to 2213 code for a protein of 523 amino acids.
GAAAUUUAUACUCAGACACAGAAGAAACUAUCUGAUUUACAAUACUGAUGAACAGGACAAGACCCAAAAUGGAUCCUUCUGAUACACCCUUGGUAACUGGCAGGACAACUUGGAUUUGGGUUAUGAAUUAAUGAAAAUGAAUGAAUGAAUUAUUCAAUCAAUCAUUUAUGUUAGAGGGAUGUUUUCAAAAUCCAUGAGAUGACAGUAGGUUUUGCUCAGAUAGCAAUUAUACAUAGUUCAUGAUGACACAGAUGUGUCAGAUGGGAAAAAGCUAUGUUUAGACAUUUGCAACUUUAAGGUUUUUAAUGCUUUUUAAUUCCCUCCCCUUUUAGAGAGUCCAAAGACUAAAGCUAAUCACACAAAGUUAAACCCUGUUUUAUGGUACCGCCACUGAUAGUCACAGUCAGCAGAUUUGUCACCCAAGGCUCAAACACCAACCAGCUCUGGCUGAUACUUCAGAGUUUCAUUUCGACAGAACCACGCAGAUGUGCUCAGAGCUGUAAGUUCUAAUUAAUAAUGUGAUUGGUAGUUAACGAUUACAAAAGGUUUGUGUUGCUGUUUGGCAAAGUUUGAUCUGGGGUGUGUGGUAUCAAUGCAGAUAGAAAAAUUACAAAGGAAACAGUAUCAUAAAUAUGUAGGGAAUGUAUAGGUACGGAAUUUUGCUGCUGAAGCCAUUCACUUCAUGUGAUUUUUGUUUUCAAGGUUUGGUGGAAAUCAUAGGGUUGACUGAGAAAUUUACGUUCAAUCCUAAAGAGGGGAUAGACAACCCAGUGAUGGUCAUCACAGAAGACACAGACUCUGUGCCGACACCCAGCCCACGUUUGUGUGUUCUUAAACGAGAGGAAGGGGAGUCCUAUGGCUUUCGUCUGCGAGUGGAGAGGGGGCGCCAGGGUCAUAUAAUCAGAAAUGUGGAGUUAGGGGGAGUGGCAAGGUGCAGUGGCCUUCAAGAUGGAGACAGACUUCUGGAAGUCAACAACUGCUUUGUUGAUGAUGUUCCUCACCCUGAGGUGGCCAGGAAGAUAAAGCUAAGUGGAAACCAAUUAUGUUUAUUAGUGUUGGAUGUGGAGGCGUAUGAGCAGGCGAUGUCGCAAGGCCAAGACCUCCAAGGUCUGGCCAAAGCACACAAGGGAAAGGGCUGUAAACCACCCAGACUCUGCCACAUCAUCAGGGACCCUGUCUCAGGUCUGGGCAUCAACUUCACACCUGUGGAAGGAGAGAAAGGUCGCUUCUCUGUGAACCUGGUGACAGGAGGUGCAGCUGAAAAGGCGGGGGUGUGUAAGGGAGAUCGCCUGGUGUGGAUGAACGGAGCAACAGUGUCUGACCUCUCACACUCUGCACUCAGCAGGAUGAUGAAAAAAUGUGGCAAUCACAUCACCAUCCUGGUGACUGACAGUGAGAGUGAGAAGAACUACAUGCGACAGAAGAUGCCUAUCCUACCCACCAUGGCUGUUCCACAUAACCUGCCUUAUAGGGCCAGAAAACUCCACAUGGUGUCUGGGCCUGAGGGCUAUGGCUUCCUCCUUCAGCUGGAGAAGGCACCAUCAGGACGUACAUCUCAUGUUCUACGUGAGAUGGACAGAGGCAGUCCAGCAGAAAGGGCGGGUAUGCAGGACGGAGAGAUCCUGCUGGAGAUCAAUGGAGAGUCAGUGGAGACACUGACGCAUGAAGAGAUUGUGGACAGAGUGAGAAAGAGUGGACAAAAGGUUUCCUUGACCUCCAUCACUCCCCAAGGUCUAGAGUUUUACACCCAGUUGGGUCUGUCACCUCUUCUCUUCUGUGAGGAUGAUGCAGCUGAGAAAGAAAAGGAGAGUUGUGUACGGGCCACUGAAGCAGAGGAGUCAGCACAGAAGGAAAUGGAUGGUUUGCGCAAGGCUAGACUCUGUUCCCUCCAAAAAGGCCCUUUGGGGUUUGGCUUUAAUCUGGGCUGUGUCCCACAGAGUCCUGGGACAUUCAUCAGCCAGGUGGCUUUUGGUGGCUCUGGGCAGAGUGCAGGACUACUUGUGAGCGAUGUGGUGAUGGAAGUCAAUGGACAAAAUGUGGAGGAGAAAUAUCUGGAAGAUGUGAUAAUGCUUGUGAAGGAAGGAGGAUGUUUUCUUUCAUUGUUAGUCAUGGAUAAGACCAGCUAUAACAAAAUGAAGCAGGCUAACGCACCAACAAGAGAUGCCACUGACAGCGAGCAGGAGGAAGAAAACUGUGAGAUAUCAUCUUUGUGAGAAA